Messenger RNA from Zymoseptoria tritici IPO323, 4397 nucleotides. It is a transcript of the gene MgAtr5, whose product is annotated as ABC transporter. The transcript has 6 exons. The coding region runs from base 1 to 4281 and encodes 1426 amino acids. Gene Ontology annotation, cellular component: membrane. Gene Ontology annotation, molecular function: ATP binding; ATP hydrolysis activity; ABC-type transporter activity. Gene Ontology annotation, biological process: transmembrane transport. NCBI's taxonomy places the organism in Eukaryota, Fungi, Ascomycota, Dothideomycetes, Mycosphaerellales, Mycosphaerellaceae. The record is from RefSeq and is a predicted model, not a curated record.
AUGACGCUGCAAAGAUCGUCGUCGUGGGGAGUGCAGACGGGGACCGGAGAAGAAGUGUACCGCACGCUAUCGCGAACAUUUAGCAACAGGCCGAAAGAAGAGACAUAUCCGGAGAGCACCAGCAGCAGUGAUGAUUCCACGAAAAAGGCCGCCGACUGGGGACUGACAGAAGAAUUGAAGCAAACGCAGCAACAAAACGAGAAUGAUGGUGCGAAGGACAAAAAGCUAGGGAUUACCUGGACUGACCUGGACAUCAAAGGCAUCGGCGCCGAUGCUGCCUUUGCCGAAAAUGUCAUCUCGCAAUUCAACAUUCCCAAAAAGAUCAAGGAAGGCCGGCAAAAGCCUCCGCUCAAGACGAUCGUGGACAAGUCUCACGGAUGCGUCAAGCCUGGUGAGAUGCUUCUCGUUCUCGGUCGUCCUGGCGCAGGCUGCACAUCCCUUCUGAAGAUUCUUGCGAAUCGAAGACUGGGCUAUGCGGAAAUCGACGGCGAUGUCAAAUACGGAUCGAUGGACCACAAACAGGCCCAGCAGUAUCGAGGCCAGAUCGUCAUGAACACAGAAGAGGAACUCUUCUUUCCAACGCUCACCGUCGGCCAGACCAUGGACUUUGCGACACGGAUGAAGGUUCCAUACAACGUUCCAUCGAAUUUCAGCAGUGCAAAGGAAUUGCAGCAGGCACAGCGGGACUUCCUGUUGAAGUCCAUGGGCAUUGAGCACACCGAUGAUACCAAGGUCGGUAAUGAGUACGUCCGAGGUGUCAGUGGAGGUGAACGAAAGCGAGUGUCGAUCUUGGAGACCAUGGCCGCUCGGGCUACUGUCGUGUGCUGGGACAAUUCGACCCGCGGACUGGAUGCAUCGACAGCACUGGAAUACACAAGAUGCGUCCGAGCGAUGACAGAUGUGCUGGGUUUGAGCUCAAUAGUUACGUUGUACCAAGCGGGCAAUGGUAUCUACGAGCUCUUCGACAAGGUUCUCGUUCUUGACGAAGGCAAAGAGAUCUUCUAUGGUCCAAUGUCCCAGGCCAAACCAUUCAUGGAGGAUCUCGGAUUCGUCUGCACAGACGGCGCAAAUGUCGCAGACUUCUUGACCGGCAUUACUGUUCCCACCGAACGCCGCAUACGAGAUGAAUACGAAGACCGUUUCCCUCGUAACGCCGAUGAGGUCCGCGCAGCAUACCAAAAGAGCAACAUCAAGGCCCGCAUGGAGCAGGAGUACGACUACUCAGAUACCGAAGAGGCUAAAACCUGCACACAGACCUUCUGCGAGGCCGUUCAGGCAGAGAAGCACAAAAGUCUUCCCAAGAAGUCUCCCCUUACCACCAGCUUCUACACCCAAGUUCAGACAUCCGUCAUCCGGCAAUACCAAUUGCUAUGGGGUGACAAAGCCACGUUCUUCAUCAAGCAAAUCUCGACCGUCUCUCAGGCUCUGAUCGCCGGCUCCAUCUUCUACAACGCUCCUGCCAACUCAUCCGGUCUCUUCAUCAAAGGCGGCGCCCUCUUCUUCUCCCUCCUGUACAACGCUCUCGUGGCCAUGAAUGAAGUGACAGACUCCUUCAGCGCUCGCCCUAUUCUAGCGAAACACCGAGGUUUCGCAUACUACCACCCAGCAGCGUUCUGCGUAGCGCAGAUCACCGCCGACAUUCCGAUCAUCAUCGUCCAGGUUACCUUACUCUCCUUGCCAAUGUACUGGUUGACAGGCCUGAAGCCGACCGCUGCGGCAUUCUUUACCUAUUGGGCUAUCCUCUUCGCUACGAGCAUGGCUAUCACCGCGUUCUUCCGCAUGAUCGGUGCUGGAUGUGCGACGUUUGAUGCGGCGUCGAAGGUCUCUGGGUUUGCGGUGUCGGCGUUGAUCAUGUACACGGGCUAUAUGUUGCCGAAGCCGAAUAUGCAUCCUUGGUUUGUCUGGAUUUACUGGAUUGACCCGCUCGCUUAUGGAUUCGAGGCUCUCAUGGGCAACGAAUUUAGCAAUCAAGUCAUACCUUGCGCGAACAACAAUCUCGUACCGAACGGACCAGGCUACGCCGACUCAGCCUUCCAGGCCUGCACUGGCGUCCGAGGUGCACCACGAGGAUCGACCAUCGUCACCGGCGAGCAGUAUCUCGACAGUCUCUCCUACUCGCCCUCCAAUGUUUGGCGUAACUUUGGAGUCCUCUGGGCCUGGUGGCUACUUUUCGUCGCUCUGACGAUCUACUUCACCAGCAAUUGGAGUCAAGUCUCAGGCAACAGUGGUUUCUUGGUUAUCCCCCGCGAGAAGGCGAAGAAGGCUGCUCACCUAAUGAAUGAUGAGGAGGCGCAGCCAGCUGGUAUGAGUGAGAAGAAGACCGCGGAAGACAAGGAGAAAGACGGCAACGUUGACAGCCAGCUCAUUCGCAAUACCUCCGUCUUCACCUGGAAAGGCCUUACCUAUACGGUCAAGACUCCCACCGGAGAUCGAGUCUUGCUCGACGAUGUCAAAGGCUGGGUCAAGCCCGGUAUGCUGGGCGCUCUCAUGGGUUCCUCAGGGGCCGGUAAAACGACCCUGCUCGAUGUUCUGGCGCAACGGAAAACCGAGGGCACUAUCAAGGGUAGCAUUCUGGUCGACGGUCGAGAUGUGCCCAUCUCCUUUCAACGUUCCGCCGGCUACUGCGAGCAGCUUGACAUCCACGAGCCAUUAGCUACCGUCCGCGAGGCACUCGAAUUCUCUGCCUUGCUUCGGCAACCUCGCGAUGUCCCACGCGAGGAUAAGCUGAAAUAUGUCGACACAAUCAUUGACCUUCUUGAGAUGCACGACAUCGAGAACACACUCAUUGGCACCACUUACGCCGGUCUGUCAGUCGAGCAGCGGAAGCGAUUGACCAUCGGCGUGGAAUUGGUUUCCAAGCCUAGCAUCUUGAUCUUCCUGGAUGAGCCCACGUCCGGACUGGACGGACAGGCUGCGUUCAACAUCGUACGCUUCUUGCGCAAGCUGGCUGACGUGGGACAAGCUGUACUUGUCACAAUCCAUCAGCCAUCGGCAUCUCUCUUUGCUCAAUUCGACACACUCUUGCUACUCGCCAAAGGUGGUAAGACAGUCUACUUCGGAGACAUCGGCGACAACGGCCAGACCGUCAAGGACUACUUUGGACGCUACGAUGCUCCUUGCCCCAAAAACGCAAACCCGGCCGAGCACAUGAUCGACGUGGUAUCAGGAACCCUCAGCAAAGACAAAGACUGGAACCGCGUCUGGCUCGACUCACCCGAGCACUCCGCCAUGACCACCGAGCUCGACCGCAUCGUCUCCGACGCCGCCAGCAAACCCCCUGGCACCCUCGACGACGGUCGCGAAUUCGCCACAUCCCUCUGGACACAGAUCAAACUCGUCACGAACCGCAACAACAUCUCCCUCUUCCGCAACAACGACUACACCGAUAACAAAUUCAUGCUGCACAUUGGUUCUGCCUUAUUCAACGGUUUCACAUUCUGGCAGAUCGGCAACAGUGUGCAGGACCUUCAACUCCGCCUCUUCGCCCUGUUCAACUUCAUCUUCGUCGCGCCUGGAGUUAUCGCCCAACUUCAACCACUCUUCCUCGAGCGCCGCGAUCUCUACGAAGCGAGAGAGAAGAAGUCGAAAAUGUACCACUGGUCCGCCUUUGUCACUGGGCUCAUCGUCAGCGAGAUCCCCUAUCUCGUCGUCUGCGCGGUGCUCUACUUCGUGUGCUUCUACUACACCGUCGGCUUCCCCGCCGCCAGCAGUUCCGCCGGCGCCGUCUUCUUCGUCAUGUUGUUUUACGAGUUCAUCUACACCGGUAUCGGCCAAUUCGUCGCCGCCUACGCUCCAAACGCCCUCUUCGCCUCCCUCAUCAACCCCUUCAUUAUCAGCAUGCUCGCCCUCUUCUGCGGUGUGCUCGUCCCCUACGCCCAAAUCCAGCCUUUCUGGCGUUACUGGUUCUAUUAUCUCAAUCCUUUCAACUAUCUAAUGGGUAGCCUCCUUGUCUUCACCACCUGGAACGUACCCGUCACCUGCAAAACCUCCGAGCUCGCCGUCUUCGACACCCCGAAUGCUGGACAAACGUGCCAGGAAUAUCUGGCGGGUUUCUUGCAAGGCAUGGGCCGGACGAGUAAUCUGCUGAACCCGCAGGCGACGAGCGGUUGUGAAGUGUGCCAGUACCGGACUGGAGCGGAUUACCUAUAUGGCCUCAAUUUGACGAAGAAGAGCGAUGGAUGGAGGGAUGCGGGAAUUGUGGUGCUGUUUGCUUUCAGCUCGUAUGGGUGCGUAUAUUUGUUGAUGAAGUUGCGGACGAAGGCUAGUAAGAAGGCGGAGUGAGGGGAGAUGCAUUGGUUGGAAGUGAAUUGUACAGACGGGUACUGGAUGCAUAUGCAGCGUUGGCGUUUUGGGAAAAAGACGCACUGUAUGAAUGACCACGAUAGAUUAGAAGAUCG